AUGACUACACGAAAGCACAAUGAAUUUCUAGACGUCGCAAGUGACGAGGAUGAGGUCGAUGUCCGGGGCUAUUCCUCGGAGGAGAAUGACGCCAAGUCAAAAGGCCGAGCCGUGAAGAAGCGCCGCACCGACACGCAGGAUUUUUUCGGUCUCGAGUCUGACGAGGACCUGUCGGAGGAGGAAGAGGAUGAGACCUCCCGGAGCGAUGUCAAGGGAAAGGGUCGCAAGCAAUUGAGGCCGAAGACGAAGAGCGCGGGUACUUCUUCCCAAGACGUGGAGCGGGAAGAGACCGACGCGGACGAGGACGAUGAGCACAAAGAGGGUGAUGAGAAGGAACACGCCAAAGACGACCACGAAUCGCCGGAGCAGAAGAAAUUUAAAAAGGUGCUUUCUACAAAGUUGCUUAAGAAACCUAAGAAGGACAAGAGUGGCGUUGUUUAUCUUUCUUCACUGCCGCCAUAUCUCAAACCGUUCGCACUGAAGAAUAUUAUGGAAAAACGUGGAUUCGGUCCCAUUCGCAAAGUCUUCUUCGCCCCCCUCGUUCCUAGCAACUCUUCAAGCCAGAGAAAAAGCAACAAGCGGAAGCUCUAUUCCGAGGGUUGGAUUGAAUUCGAAUCGAAAAAAACCGCUCGUCUAGCGGCCGAGGCGAUGAAUGCUCGUCCGCUUGGCGGGCCCAAGGGAAUGUAUUAUCGCGACGACGUUAUUAACAUGCGCUACUUAUCCGGAUUCAAAUGGGCAGAUCUAAUGGAAACCGUGCAACGUGAACGAUCCGAGCGGGAAAGUAAGCAGCGCAUGGCUGAUAUCCGAGCCCGAAAGGAAGAGAAGGUCUUCCUCGCAGGUGUCGAGGCAGGCCGUCGUCUGGACGGCAUCACUCAAAAGAACGAAGAGAAGAGGAAGCGCAAGGCCGAGGCCGAGGGACAAGUCGAAGGCGACAAGAAGGAGCCGAAAAUGCCCGCUCCCGUGCGCAGACGCUUUGUUCAGAACGACGUCGUUACGACGACGCAGAAGAGCGAAAAGGCGAUCGAUAAUGACGCGAAGCGUGUUCUGGGCAAGAUUUUCUAG
Penicillium diatomitis is the source of this 1062-nucleotide messenger RNA. RefSeq names its product RNA-binding ATPase activator ESF2. Gene Ontology annotation, molecular function: RNA binding. Gene Ontology annotation, biological process: endonucleolytic cleavage to generate mature 5'-end of SSU-rRNA from (SSU-rRNA, 5.8S rRNA, LSU-rRNA); endonucleolytic cleavage in 5'-ETS of tricistronic rRNA transcript (SSU-rRNA, 5.8S rRNA, LSU-rRNA); endonucleolytic cleavage in ITS1 to separate SSU-rRNA from 5.8S rRNA and LSU-rRNA from tricistronic rRNA transcript (SSU-rRNA, 5.8S rRNA, LSU-rRNA). Bases 1 to 1062 code for a protein of 353 amino acids. NCBI's taxonomy places the organism in Eukaryota, Fungi, Ascomycota, Eurotiomycetes, Eurotiales, Aspergillaceae. The transcript is spliced from 4 exons. Gene Ontology annotation, cellular component: nucleolus. The record is from RefSeq and is a predicted model, not a curated record.